GUGAACAACGCGGGCCUCGCGCUCGACGGCGCGACGCUCCGCGGCGGCGACGACGCGGCCAUCGCCGCGACCUUCGGGGUCAACGCCCUCGCGCCGGCGACCUGGACGCGCGCCUACCUCGCCGCCCUCGAGGCCGCGGAGGCGCCCGCGGGCCACGUGCUCCACGUGAGCUCCAUGUCCGCGCACCGGCCGCCGAGCGCCGCGGACCUCGGCGUCUACGCGGCGUCCAAGGUCGCGCUCAAGGCCCUCGCCGACGCGGCGCGCGCCGAGCUCCGGGCCGCGAAGCGGCCCUACCGCGUCUCCUGCCUCUCGCCGGGCCUCGUCGAGACGGACUUCUACGUCGCCAAGGCGGGGCCGCACGCCGCGGGCCUCGUCUACGCGGCCGCGGAGACGCUGGCCGCGCGGGACGUCGUCGACGCGGCGCUCUUCCUCCUGACGGCGCCGCCCCACGUCGAGGUCGCGGACCUCCUCAUCAACCCCGUC
Messenger RNA from Aureococcus anophagefferens, 483 nucleotides. RefSeq lists its product as hypothetical. The annotation marks the transcript as partial. Gene Ontology annotation, molecular function: oxidoreductase activity. The transcript has a single exon. The record is from RefSeq and is a predicted model, not a curated record. Lineage: Eukaryota; Pelagophyceae; Pelagomonadales; Pelagomonadaceae.